AGAAAAUCCAAGAUAUUUAUUGUUCUUCAGAAUAACGAUACCGGAUGUGUGUGGUGAUCGAUGUUGAAAUGGUGGACUAGCGGAGAUCGUGUGGCUCGUUGGGAAGCCAGUGAUACCCUAAGCAUGAGCCUUUGUGGUUCAAAGCUCGGCCAAACCACGACGGUCCUAAUUUUAUUCAUUCUCUCAGGGCUGGUCCUAACUGUGACAGGGCAAACAAGUGCACCCAGCCUCUGCUCGCCACCUGAUGUAGAAGGUGGUGGGUCAGUAAGUUUUUCCCCCAACCAGACUUGCUAUGAUGAAGGUUCAUCCGUGAACGUCACCUGUAGUGGAUACCUGUUCGGAGUAAAAGAAAUUGGAGAGUGCUUUGAUGGAUACUGGUUAACACCGCAGCAACCAACAUGCGAAGAAUCAAGUUGCCCAGUGCCCACAGAUCCCCAGAACGGCUCACUAAGCCCAUCGGGUAGUAACUCCUUAUACGAUGAGAUUGAAUACUCCUGUGACGAAGGCCUCUUCCUUGAUGGUCCCAGCAUGGCAGUGUGUACCGGGACGGGGCAGUGGUCUCCAAAUACUAUACCAACAUGCUCUGGGAACUGCACGAUUCCUGUUAUUUCCAAUGGCCAAGGUACCUCAUCUGAUGACGUACUUCAAGAAGGGAGUCAACUGACUAUCACGUGUUCGGAUGGCUAUUCUCUGAUUGGUAUAGCCAAUGUAACGUGCCACAGUGAGGAAUGGAAUCCGGAAGUUGGGGAGUGUUUAGCGAAUUGCCCCUCACCGGACGUUGCGAAUUCGGACUUUGCAACUAACCAGGGGGAGACCAACCAUGGCGAUUACAUCAUUCUCACCUGCGACGAGGGUUUUACUUCCGGUUCAGGGGAAAACGUGUCUGAGCCUUUGACCUGCGGGAAUGGUACUUGGGAUACAGAUGUAUACUGUUAUGCUAAUUGCCCAUCGAUCUCGCCCCCUGACGAUGGAUUCGCUAACAGUCUCGUCGAGCCGUUCUAUCAUGGUCGUAUCGUGACAUUUAACUGCAGCAUCGGGUUCACUUUGGUUGGGGAUACCAAUUCGACGUGUAAUGAUGGAAGCUGGACAAAUGCCGUUCCCGAGUGCAAAGCCGACUGCUUGGUGCCUUACAUUGAGAACUCAAACCUGAACGACACGACGAAUAGCACGUACGUUCCACACGGUAGUUCAACGAUGGUUACCUGUUACGAUGGCUUUACGUUCGGGUUCGGAUCUGACUUCGAUGGCACUCUUACAUGUGAUGAUGGGGUUAUUGAUAGCUCCGGAAUAGAAUGCCUCGAGAAUUGUGCAAGUCCCACAGUGCCGAAUUCUAACCUGGCAAACCAAACCAACGUAUUUCCAUAUGGAGCGUCACUUGUCGUUGAAUGUGACGAUGGCUUCAGUUCUGGAUCCGGAUCGUUAAAGGACGAACUACUCGUCUGCGAAGGCGGCUCUUGGAAUGACAGUGUAUACUGCUACGAAAAUUGCCCCAAUAUAUCAGCACCAGAUGGAGGAAAUAUGUUUCCCGAUCCCGCAUCAUUUUACCACUCAAACUUGGUCUACUUCAACUGCAGCGAGACCUAUCUCUUCGUCGGCCAACCUAAUCUUACUUGCGAUAACGGUACUUGGUCCGAUCCUGUACCAGACUGCAAGGCAAGCUGUGUAGGGCCCGAUGUGGAAAACUCAAAUUUUGCCAAUUCGACUGUCUUGACCCAACACGGUGACUUCGUUGAGGUGCAGUGCGAUGACGGAUUCACUUCCGGUACCGGGGAUGAGGCGGAAGAGGUCGUAUACUGUGAUGAUGGUGGUUUCAACAGGACUGUUUAUUGCUAUGAAAAUUGCCCGAAUAUAACCGGGAUCGAGAACGGAAUAGUGGAAUUAUCCGGACCUCCUCAUUUCUACGGGGACAGUGUCAAUUUCACCUGUCUCACAAACUAUACACUCGAUGGUAAUCAGACGAUCACGUGUCUCGAUGGCGAAUGGAGUUCGAACUUCCCAGAGUGCAAAGCGGACUGCCGAGAUCCAGGCACACCUGUCAAUGGUAGCCAGGUCGCAAAUUCCUCGUACUCACACGGAGGACAGGUCUCUUUCGAAUGCGAUCCCGGAUUCGAUAUCCUAGGCUCGGAGACGAUAACUUGCGACAAUGGAACAUGGUCAGGUCUUGUCCCGAUUUGUGCAGAAUCCACCCUGGUCGAUCAAAUAACCCUGACUUGCGCGUAUGAUAGCUUUACGGUACAAGUUCCAUACGCUUUGCUGGACGGGCUGACCCCGGAACAACUCGUGUUGGAGAACAAUGUGAACUGUACUGGGGUGAACGAUUCCUCGGGUGUAGUCAACAUCACCUCCAAGCUUGGAGAUUGUGGGACUGAACUCAUCGAAGAAACGGACUCUGAUGGCGUUGACACGACAUACUACGACAUCUACAAGAAUCGUGUCAUAGCGUACUCGCCAACUGGUGUGCUUUCUGGCCCUGAAGUUGACUUACCCCUCACCUGCACAUACGAUCGUGAACGACUUCUUGAUGGAGUCAAAUACCAACUCAACAACUACACCAUAUCCCGAUCCCUCGCCGAAGACGGCACUUAUCAGUUCUUGUUCGCUGUCUACGAGGACGAGAGCUUCGACAUCGUCGUCGACGACAGUGUCGUUUACGUAGAUUUGGGAGAGGAUGUGUUUUUCGGAGUUUCGUUGAUGGGCGCUGGAGGGACGCUCCGGGUCAACGCCCGGACUUGCUGGGCGACCCCCUCCUCCCAGUCGACGGAUAAUAUCCGUUGGGAAUUGGUCGCCAAUGGAUGUCCGAAGGAUGAUGCUUUCCUUUUCUAUGAAGAUGACACACGUGCUCUUUUCAGUUUGUCAAGUUUUCGAUUUCUAAACGAAGGUGACUCGGUAUAUAUCCAUUGUGACGUAUUGGUGUGUGAGCUGUCUAAUUCGCAGUGUAAUAAUCCCUGGGAAGAUUGCUCUGGUUCGAGCAGUAGACGACGAAGGAGAAGUGCUGCACAUAUUGGCCCAACUAAGAAAAAGAGGUUGAGAGUUGGGCCGUUCAGACGAAUAGAAUCAUCGUACUCGUACAGUCGUCAUGUUUUGCCGGAUUCCUCGCAACGCGAAGGGUUGCCCUCUGUAGCCGGAUCUCUUACAGCUUAUAUCGUCAUCAUUGUGAGUUUAGCUGCAAUAUGCUUGGUCCUCAUCGCCAGUCUUUCAUUUGUAACCACGAAGUUGCUCAUGGCGAGAACAAAGUAACGACCGUUGAUCAGCAACGUUUACUAAUACCACCUGUAUUAGAUUGAACUGAAAUCGGUAUAUGGUCAACCAUUUUCCAGAUGGAUGCGAUUUGAUGAUGCUUGCGUUGCUGCGCAUGAUCAGAUCAAAUUGUAAGAACGAUAAAAACAGAACAACAUUGGUUCCAGGAGUGUAAUGAUGACAAGCAGGAAAGUCGUCACUUCAUCGCGCCUUUUUUCUGAGCAUGCAGGUCUCUUUUCUUCGAACAGGAUUCAUGAAAUUGUUACCAACCAGAACUAAGUUAGUCGAAUUCUCGAAAUCAAUGGGAAUUCUGAAUGGAAUCGUUUCUAUGGGAUCAUCAUUUGCUCCAUGGAUCUGCACCUUGAUAACAAAACUAUUUUUUGACAUGCCAAAUUGAAGCUAUCGGUAUUAUGAUAGUAAUAUCAAGAAAUGAAAUGAAGAUUAAUCAUGUCAGAAAAUUAUAUCACCGAGUGUGUUUGGUUGAAACGAAAACUACAUAUUAAUUUCAUAUCUAUCCUUCGAAUUCGAAUAUUAAGCGUCAACCGUGGUCCAUCCAAUCAAAGGGAUUGAUUUGUCUUACUCCAUCCCAGGUCUUCCAUUAAAAAAAUGAUGGCAUCUUUCUGAUACUCUGUUUUCUAUUUUUUCGAUCGAUGGUUGCAUAGAAUAAAACUUGAACUUGAUGUAUUAAACAAAAAGAAAAUCAUUUCAAUUAAAAGCGCACCAAAGCCGAGUGUAUUAUCUGUAUCCGCUGAAUAUGAAAUAAUUUCAAAAUGGCGCACGUUAAUUUCGUUGGCAUUUUACCGUCAGUCUGAAAUGUCAAACUUUAAAAGGUAAAGCAGGCAACACCUGGUUGAUAGAGCACUUAAAAACGCCUGACAGGUGAUUGGUUGGGCCUUGUUCAAUAUAUUUUUUUUGUUGGUCACCCAUAAGUUUUUCUUCUAAUCAACGAGUUACUUUUCAUGGGACCAUUACCCCCCCCCCCGGCUUGUACUUGUCACCCUUUCGAUAAGUCAUUUGUUGAAAAAAAUUAGCAUAAAUAGACUGGUAAGGUGUCUUAGAGUUGAUAUUGGAAAUUAUCUCCUUUCUCUGAUGACAAACAUUGGUAGUAAUUGUAAAGAAAUGUAUUAUUAAUGACAUUUAUCAAAGAACAGCUUUAUGAUUAAAAAAAAAAUCGAUGUUUACAAUGCCUAUCGCAUGAAACUGAAUGUAAAAAUUCAUAGGCCGUAUAUAAAAAUGAUUGUUUUAGAAGCAUUCUUUACUUCUGAAAUUCCAUUCUCUUUUCAUAUUUUUAUCGAGAAAAUUGUACCAGAAAUAAUAGCUAAAAUGAAGAAAAUCUUGAAAGUAUCUCCAAUUCAAAAACAACAAACAAAUCUUUAUAAUCUCAAGUGUGUCUAAAGUAGUAGAGAACCUGGUUUGAAAACAACUUGUAUAUGUUUUAUUACUCAGACUAUGUCAAUUGUGUGGCACUUUUAUAUCUAAUAACUUAUGAUCUGAUGUUUCUAGCACUUAAAUAUUAAUAGCAAUUUCAUUUUUUUAUUUGUUCAGAAAACAGAGAGGCAAUCAAGCGGCAGAGCACCGUAGUAUGUUAAUAAUCUUUUUAAUAAUUUUUUUCAAUAUACGUAACAAUGGCGAGUUAUGAAUACAAUGACGAGUGUAUCAUUUAAUUUUUCGGUAAUCACUAUUAGGAUAUGUCAAUUGGCUAUUUCAUUCACAGUAGUAGGUAGAACAAACCUGAAUGCUCUGCCUGAAUAUUUGUUCUUGCACGCAAAAGACUUUAUCUUAACGAUAGUAGUACCAAGAUAUUUUUAUGUAAACGUUUUGUUGACACGCUGCUGAAUGGGAAGAAGACCAAACAUAAUUUGAAACGCAUUCUCAAUGUGAUUGAUAACUUGUCUCCUACCACAC
Lytechinus variegatus (green sea urchin) is the source of this 5142-nucleotide messenger RNA. Its product is annotated as complement factor H-like. Lineage: Eukaryota; Metazoa; Echinodermata; Echinoidea; Temnopleuroida; Toxopneustidae. The transcript is spliced from 19 exons. The record is from RefSeq and is a predicted model, not a curated record. The coding region runs from base 61 to 3237 and encodes 1058 amino acids.